Molecule: messenger RNA, 1011 nt
Organism: Cricetulus griseus (Chinese hamster)
Lineage: Eukaryota; Metazoa; Chordata; Mammalia; Rodentia; Cricetidae
Source: RefSeq, a predicted model, not a curated record
GGUCUGAUUUUAAUCAUGUUUUACUGUCUUUUCAGUGUUCUUAUUGGCAAGAUGGAACUGAAAAACCAAACAGCUAUAUUGGAAUUUCAUCUCAUUGGACUGACAAAUAAUCAUGAACUAGAUCCCAUAAUCUACAGUAUAUUCCUCUCCAUAUAUCUUGUCACAAUUCUUGGAAACUUAAUCAUCCUCUUGGCAAUCUGCUCAGAUUCCCAGCUUCAUAGCCCCAUGUACUUCUUUUUAUCCAUUUUGUCUAUUAAUGAUAUCUGCUUAAGCACAAGCACCAUCCCAAAGAUGUUGGUGAACAUUCAAACACAGAAAGACACCAUCAAUUAUAUACAAUGCAUCUCUCAACUCUUCUUUGUCUCAGUUUUCAGUGGCAUGGAAAAUUUUCUCCUUGCAGUAAUGGCCUAUGACGGCUAUGUGGCCAUUUGUAAGCCCCUCAGGUACAAAGUUACCAUGAACCCCUGUUGUUGUGUGCUUUUUGUUCUGCUCUGCCUUUUCCUUAGCAUAAUAGAUGCUCUACUUCAUAGUCUGAUGGUGCUUCACUUGUCUUUCUGUAUAGACUUGGAAAUCCCAAACUUCUUCUGUGAACUUGCUCAGAUUCUAAAGCUUUCUUGUUCUGAUACCUUCAUUAAUAACUUGCUUAUACUCAUUGCUGUUUUCAUAUUUGCAGGUGGUGCCUUCUGUGGGGUCAUCUUUUCAUAUAUUUACAUUUUAUUCUCAGUCUUGAGACUAACAUCUCAAAGAGGAAAGAACAAAGCCUUUUCUACCUGUACAUCUCACUUGUUUGUUGUUUCUUUGUUCUAUGGGACAGGCCUUGGUGUAUACCUCAACUCCUCUGUUACUGAUUCUCCAAGAAAGUUAGCAGUAGCUUCAGUAAUGUACACUGUGGUCCCUCAAAUGCUGAACCCCUUUAUCUACAGCCUAAGGAACAGAGACAUUAAAAAAUCCUUUGGGAAAUUCACUGGUUGGAUAUUCUAUGUUCUGCCAUGUGUUCAUUGCCAUCCAUGA